Messenger RNA from Notolabrus celidotus (New Zealand spotty), 1555 nucleotides. It is a transcript of the gene get3, whose product is annotated as guided entry of tail-anchored proteins factor 3, ATPase. Gene Ontology annotation, biological process: post-translational protein targeting to endoplasmic reticulum membrane. The transcript is spliced from 7 exons. The record is from RefSeq and is a predicted model, not a curated record. Gene Ontology annotation, molecular function: ATP hydrolysis activity; ATP binding. Gene Ontology annotation, cellular component: GET complex. Bases 67 to 1092 code for a protein of 341 amino acids. Lineage: Eukaryota; Metazoa; Chordata; Actinopteri; Labriformes; Labridae.
GAAGACAGCAUAGACGACGGUACAUCCCACCUGUGGUACGUUAACGUUACAUUGUACACAGACAAGAUGGCGGCUUCAGUGGAAGACGAGUUUGAAGAUGCGCCUGAUGUGGAGCCAUUAGAACCAACACUGAAGAAUAUCAUCGAGCAGAAAUCUCUGAAGUGGAUCUUUGUAGGUGGAAAGGGCGGUGUUGGUAAAACUACGUGUAGCUGUAGUUUGGCUGUCCAGCUUGCUGCUGUGAGGGAGAGCGUCCUCAUCAUCUCUACGGAUCCCGCCCACAACAUCUCUGACGCUUUUGACCAGAAGUUCUCAAAGGUGCCCACUAAGGUCAAGGGCUAUGACAACCUCUUUGCAAUGGAGAUUGACCCGAGUCUGGGUGUGGCAGAGCUCCCUGACGAGUUCUUCGAGGAGGACAACAUGCUCAGCAUGGGGAAGAAGAUGAUGCAGGAAGCCAUGAGCGCCUUCCCUGGGAUUGAUGAAGCCAUGAGCUAUGCAGAGGUCAUGAGGUUAGUGAAAGGAAUGAAUUUCUCCGUGGUGGUCUUUGACACUGCCCCGACGGGUCACACACUACGGCUGCUCAACUUUCCCACCAUUGUGGAGCGCGGUCUGGGUCGCCUCAUGCAGAUAAAGAAUCAGAUCAGCCCUUUUAUUUCCCAGAUGUGCAACAUGCUCGGUCUGGGUGACAUGAACGCUGACCAGCUGGCGUCUAAGCUGGAGGAAACCCUGCCUGUCAUCCGCUCAGUCAGCGAGCAGUUCAAAGAUCCUGAACAGACGACCUUCAUCUGUGUAUGUAUUGCUGAGUUCCUGUCCCUGUAUGAGACGGAGCGCCUGAUCCAGGAACUGGCCAAGUGCCGCAUCGACACACACAACAUCAUCGUGAACCAGCUUGUUUUUCCUGACUCAGAGAGGCCGUGUAAAAUGUGCGAGGCCCGCCACAAGAUCCAGUCCAAGUAUUUAGACCAGAUGGAGGACCUUUAUGAAGAUUUCCACAUAGUCAAGUUACCUCUGCUGCCCCAUGAAGUGCGUGGAGCUGACAAGGUCAACACAUUCUCAAAACAGCUCCUGGAACCCUACAAACCCCCAAAUAAAUGAUCUCCCUCCGUGCAGGACCGCCCCUUUCCUCAUACAGACCACAUCAAUACUAUCCAUAUUCACCUCCUCUGAGCUCCCCUAGCCAGCCUCAAACCCUGCCGUAAUUUCCUCAAGUUUAUCCACUCCGCCCUCAGCCUGCUAAUCCAAAGCAGAGCACUGCUACAGCGAGACAUGUCAUUUAAGGGGAGCAGAUGGAAUCACACACAUUCAUAACCUGCUGUAUUGUUAGAGAGGUGAGACGGUAUAAAUAGUGCUGCCUUACUGUGUUUUCCUUUAUGUUCAUCAUAUCCUCUGUGUGGCAGUUGUAUUAUUCCUAAUCUAAGCAUUUAACUUUUUUCUCAACAAAAAUGUCUCCUUCUCUUCCUCCUCUGCCGUCAUGUGCAGUGUCAAGCCUCAGAUGUUUCCAGUGAAGGUGCUUUGAAUUUCAGGAUUAAAUAAGUGGUUGAUGUUAACGACUUCUUUA